Molecule: messenger RNA, 1740 nt
Organism: Eubalaena glacialis (North Atlantic right whale)
Lineage: Eukaryota; Metazoa; Chordata; Mammalia; Artiodactyla; Balaenidae
Gene: TRAF5
Product: TNF receptor associated factor 5
Exons: 10
Coding region: 1-1740 (579 amino acids)
Biological process (GO): regulation of apoptotic process; protein K63-linked ubiquitination; positive regulation of JNK cascade
Cellular component (GO): plasma membrane signaling receptor complex
Molecular function (GO): tumor necrosis factor receptor binding; zinc ion binding; thioesterase binding
Source: RefSeq, a predicted model, not a curated record
AUGGCUUGUUCUGAGGAGCAAGGAGGUGUCCCCUGUGGCUUCAUCCGCCAGAAUUCUGGCAACUCCAUGUCUUUGGACUUUGAGCCGGACGCAGAGUACCAGUUUGUGGAGCAGCUGGAAGAGCGCUACAGAUGUGCCUUCUGCCGCUCAGUGCUUCACAACCCCCACCAGACGGGCUGUGGGCACCGCUUCUGCCAGCACUGCAUCCUGUCCCUGAGAGAAUUAAACGCAGUCCCACUCUGCCCUGUAGAUAAGGAGGUGAUCAAAUCUCAGGAGGUGUUUAAAGACAAUUGCUGCAGAAGAGAAGUCCUCAAUUUAUAUGUAUUUUGCAAAAAUGCUCCUGGAUGUAAUGCCAAGAUUAUUCUGGGACGAUACCAGCAGGCUCCCCCUGCCACUGCCCUGCUCAGUGGGUCCCCACUGGCUUGUUGUUAUCUGUCGCAGGACCACCUUCAGCACUGCUUAUUCCAAGCUGUGCAGUGCUCUAAUGAGAAUUGUCGGGAGCCAGUCCUUCGCAAAGAUCUGAAAGAGCAUUUGAGCGCAGACUGUCCGUUUCGAGAGGAAAAAUGCCUUUAUUGCAAAAAGGAUGUGGUAGUCAUCAAUCUACAGAAUCAUGAGGAAAACUUGUGUCCUGAGUACCCAGUAUCUUGUCCCAACAAGUGUUUGCAGAUUAUUCCAAGAACUGAGGUGGAUGAACACCUUGCUGUGUGUCCUGAAGCUGAACAAGACUGUCCUUUUAAGCACUAUGGCUGUACUGUAAAGGAUAAACGAGGAAACCUGCAGGAGCAUGAGCAUUCAGCCUUACGGGACCACAUGCUUCUGGUUUUAGAAAAGAACUUCCAGUUAGAAGAACAGAUUUCUGACUUAUAUAAGAGCCUAGAACAAAAAGAAAGUAAAAUCCAGCAGCUAGCAGAAACCGUAAAGAAAUUCGAAAAGGAGUUCAAGCAGUUUGCACAGUUGUUUGGCAAAAAUGGAACUUUCCUUUCAAAUAUACAGGUUCUUGCCAGUCACAUUGACAAGUCCGCUUGGCUAGAAGUUCAGGUGCGUCAGUUAUUACAAAUGGCUAACCAGCAACAAAGUAAAUUUGAUCUGAGGCCUUUGGCGGAAGCGAUUGAUACAGUGAAACAGAAAAUCACCCUGCUAGAAACCCAUGAUCAAAGAUUAGUUGUUUUGGAAGGGGAGACUAACAAACAUGAUGCCCACAUUAAUAUUCAUAAAGCACAGCUGAAUAAAAACGAAGAGCGAUUUAAGUUGUUAGAAAGUGCCUGCUAUAACGGAAAGCUCAUCUGGAAGGUGACAGACUACAAGCUGAAGAAGAAGGAGGCGCUGGACGGACACACAGUAUCCAUCUUCAGCCAGCCCUUCUACACCAGCCGGUGUGGCUACAGGCUCUGCGCUAGAGCGUACCUGAAUGGGGACGGGUCCGGGAAGGGGACGCACCUGUCGUUGUACUUUGUGGUGAUGCGAGGGGAGUUUGACUCACUGUUGCAGUGGCCAUUCAGGCAGAGGGUGACCCUGAUGCUUUUGGACCAAAGUGGCAAAAAGAACCACAUUAUGGAGACCUUCAAGGCUGACCCCAAUAGCAGCAGCUUUAAAAGACCCGAUGGGGAGAUGAACAUUGCCUCUGGCUGUCCACGCUUCGUGGCUCAUUCCACUUUGGAGAAUGCCAAGAACACCUACAUUAAAGAUGACACCCUGUUCUUGAAAGUAGCUGUGGAUUUAACUGACCUGGAGGAUCUCUAA